AACCAUUACAUAAUUGCCCGCAACUCAACUGGGCAGCGUUUGUUUGUGUAAAAAAGGCAAUUGGAUUUUGACGACAGAAAAAAUAUAAACGGGGUGAAAUAAACCGUGAGUCAUCUCCCAUUGGCCGUUCGGGAAGAAGUGGACCACCGAUGUGCUGCUGUAGUGAUAUAAAUGCGUGCACGUAGAUAGCAGUAGCAGGCAGCCUAUCCUGUGCGCUUUCUAGCAAAUCUGUGUGUGCGAAUCUGUGUGUGUGCGUGUGUGCGUGAGUCUGUGCAUGCGUGAGUGUGUAUGCGUGUACGUGUGCGUGUGUGUGCGUGUGUGUGUAUAUGUGUGUGUGUGUGCGGGUGGGAUUGAGAGACACAAACCGAUAGAGGCAGGUACAACGGUGGAUGCGAGGAGUGAGUAUUUUACUUUGUAGCCGUAAAGACUGUCAGGUACGAGAGCUGGCCGCGUUAGAGCUUGGGAGCGACUGGAGGCACUUGGUGUUCAGUGAUCUUCAUUAUUGAAAUUCGUGUUAAAGCUAUAGAUUUCAAAUGCCGAAAGAUGUGCCCAUAGAGAACAUCGACCUCAGGGAAGCACCGAUUAAGUGUGACAGCAUGACCCUGGUCAGUGCGCCCAACGUCCGCAGAGGAAGUACCCCCUUGCCCAUUAAGCACCAGCUGCGGCGUGAAGAGGCGGUGCAUGAAGACUGUGACUGGAUGCUAGCGGGGGCCACAUCCUCCCCCCCGCCCAUCAACUUCAGCCCUGCCCCGGAUGAAUCCCUGAUGGGAGCGUUGGACUGCCGAGCCGACGGCCCGCUGAGGAUUGCCCUGCUCGGCCAGAACGGGGUGGGGAAGACCUCACUGGCCAUCGCCUUUGCUGGAGAGAUGGACAGGACGGCAUCUGUGGAUUCUGAUGGGGAGGGCUAUGUGCGAACCAUCACCGUAGAUGAGGAGGACAGCACCAUCAUUAUCUAUGACAACUGGAGGCAGGACCUGUCAGGUUUUCAGUGCGAGGUGUGUGUUCUGGUCUUCUCUGUGACCGACCGGAGGAGUUUUCACCGCACCGCUCAGCUCCGGCUCCUCUUGAGAGAGACUCAGCCUCAGACUCCCAUAAUCCUGGUGGGAAACAAGAGCGAUCUCGUCCGCUCUCGUGAGGUCAGCGCCCAGGAGGCCGUGACGAGCGCAGCCCUAUUCCAGUGUCUGUAUCUGGAGAUAUCUGCCUCACUGGACCACAGAACCCCCGAACUCCUGGAGUGCGCCGUGAGGCUCGCCAGGGGUCAGGCUCCGUGGCCCCCGGGCGCCAGUGCCGAGGACAUGAUCGGAGGGGGCCAGCGUGAGAGCAUAACAUCUCGCGCAAAGCGCUUCCUGACUAACCUGGUGCCUAGGUACCCCCGGGAUCGUGAGCGCGAGGGCGGGAGGUUCUUCAGGCAGAAGUCCCGGUCUUGCCAUGACCUUGGGGCUCUGUGAUGUUCCAAUCAAGGCGGUAAAGAACAUGUCUGGAUUUUUUUUUAAGGAAAAUGGAGGGCGAGCAAAAUCGUGUAAGGUAGAAACCAAAGCAACUAAAAGCCGGAGAUCAAUCAUGGAGAUGAGAAGGUGAAAAUGGUCAAAUUAGUUAUGAGAUUAGCAGUGCUGAACAUGAUCACUUUAAAGUAGUUAGGUCGUAAAUAACAGGAUUAUGCCGUCGUUCACAAAUGCGUCUAUAUUGAAAACACUGGUAGGCCUACUUAAACAUAACAUUACCAAUCCAGAAUCACUUGUACAUAUAUAGCCUACGGAGGUCAUGAUUCUAGAAUGGUCCAUGAAAUGUUUUCACAAUAAACACAUUUUCUGAAUCCAAAACGAUAUUUUUUCAGGCACGAUACAAUGACUGGUCGUGUUGACAUAAAAAGAUGGCACAAACCUAGCAUACUCAACCACAUUAAAUUGAGGCAUGCUAUAGAUUUUCCCGUCUUUAUCUCCCAUUCAGAACGCCAAUGUAGGGUAGAUUGAGACUGCAAGCAUCACAGGAUAGAGAAGGGCAGGAGAUUGAAAAGGAAGUGCAGAACUUUUAUGGAGUGGUUGUUGCCAGGGAAACGGUUACUGAGGAGACCUGGUUAGAGGCAUUUGUGACAUACAUUGUGUCCAAUGAGGUUCCUCAACCGUACCCCAUUACUGAAAAGGCUACAUGAGAACACGGAACAGAGGCAUCAUAUAAAACACAGAACUAAAUAGGCAGAGGAUUUGGACAGAUAGCAGGCUAGUGCUUAUACCCCUUCUCAGCCUCCCACAUCCACCCACACAGAAUUAACAUUAAGGGUUUUCGUUGGCAUCACAGCAGUACAUAGAGAAGAUUGGAGAAACAAACAAUGUUAUAAAAAUAUGGCCUCAGAUUCUGACUCACUCACUUGGCUCCAAAGUCAUUAAAGUGAAUUAAUGGAUUUAGCCUUGAAAUUUGUUACAAGCUCCCUCGUGUGGUAGUCUUAGUGCAGUGCACGCUCAUGAAAUAAAACACCAAGAACGACCAUGCAUGCGAGUAAGUGGGGUAUGACUAUGCAAUAUGAUUUCUAAAAUAUAUUUAUGGACAAAAGUGGACAAGGUUUAAAAUGUGUCAACUUCCGCUGUCAGGACUAAUAGUCAUCUUGGAAACUAGAAAUAGUUAGCAGAAAUGGCAUGCACAUAAAUAAAUGUUCUAGCCCAUACAGCCACAUAUAUGAGGUUUAAUGAAUGUUUCAGGUUUAAGCACAGUAGUUGGACAGGAAGAACCAAGACAACACAAAUAUAACUCAUUAGAUGUGGGGAAAAAAAAGGUCUGGAAUGGGGAAAGCAACUGGCUUAAAGGCUGCAGGACUGCAACUUCUUGUCAGCGAUCUUGAGAGACAC
This is a messenger RNA of Gadus macrocephalus (Pacific cod), 2840 nucleotides long. Its product is annotated as GTP-binding protein REM 2-like. Gene Ontology annotation, cellular component: plasma membrane. The transcript is spliced from 5 exons. NCBI's taxonomy places the organism in Eukaryota, Metazoa, Chordata, Actinopteri, Gadiformes, Gadidae. The record is from RefSeq and is a predicted model, not a curated record. Gene Ontology annotation, molecular function: GTP binding; GTPase activity; calcium channel regulator activity. The coding region runs from base 534 to 1448 and encodes 304 amino acids.